Molecule: messenger RNA, 1821 nt
Organism: Hibiscus syriacus
Lineage: Eukaryota; Viridiplantae; Streptophyta; Magnoliopsida; Malvales; Malvaceae
Product: sugar transporter ESL1-like
Exons: 18
Coding region: 59-1537 (492 amino acids)
Biological process (GO): carbohydrate transport; transmembrane transport
Cellular component (GO): membrane
Molecular function (GO): sugar transmembrane transporter activity
Source: RefSeq, a predicted model, not a curated record
GCAGAGAUAUAGAUUCAACGUUUGACUUGGUUCUUCAACAAUUUCAGAAGUAGGAAAAAUGGAGAGGGAAAGCAUGGAAGAAGGGCUGUUAACAGGCAGAUAUGGACCACCAAAUGAAACAAAACCAAGCAUCAAUGGUGGCGCCGGCGGUGACAGUAUUACCAGCGACCUUAACAUACCAUCAUCGCCGGCAGCUUCCUCAUUGACAUCUGUUCUCGUCUUCAGUACGUUUGUUGCCGUUUGUGGCUCUUUCUGCCAUGGCUGUUCUAUUGGUUAUUCAUCACCUGUGCAGAAUGGGAUCAUGGAAGACUUGAGCCUCUCUGUGUCAGCAUACUCUGUUUUCGGUUCAAUAACGACAAUUGGAGGAAUGGUAGGAGCAUUUUUAAGUGGGAAGAUAGCAGAUCUUAUCGGUCGAAAACGGACAAUGUGGUUCUCUGAUGUCUUCUGCACUGCUGGGUGGCUAUCAAUAGCAUUCGCAAAGAAUGCCUUGUGGCUGGACAUCGGAAGGCUGUUGAUCGGAAUCGGGGUUGGUGUGAUUUGUUAUGUGGUUCCUGUUUACAUAGCUGAAAUAACACCUAAGAGUCACCGUGGAUCAUUUGCAUCGGCAAAUCAGUUGAUGACUACAUGUGGGUUUGUACUUAUAUUUUUCACUGGAACAAUCAUUUCGUGGCGCACACUGGCUAUGAUCGGUGCAAUCCCCUGUGUAGUACAGAUUAUAGGCUUGUUUUUUAUUCCGGAAUCCCCUAGAUGGCUGGCAAAAUCCGGUCGAGAGAAAGAGUUUGAGGCUUCUUUGAAGUGUCUAAGGGGAAAGGACUCGGAUAUUUCCGAAGAAGCUUCUGAUAUCAGAGUUUAUAUGGAAACUCUUGAGCAACAGACAGAAGAAAGUUUCCUCGAAUUGUUCCAAAGGAGAUAUGCUAAUGCACUCAUUAUUGGAGUUGGCCUAAUGUUAUUGCAACAACUAGGAGGAAAUAGUGCUAUGGCAUAUUAUACCAGUAGAAUAUUCAACGAAGCCGGCAUAUCAGGUAACCUUGGCCUUCAAGUUUUAGCUAUUGUACAGAUUCCGGCAUCUAUUUUAGGUUUAUUUUUAAUGGAUAGAUCCGGCAGACGACCGCUCCUAUUGGUUUCUGCAAGUGGACUGUGUUUUGCUUAUUUUCUUCAGGGACUGUCAUUCUGCUUUAAGGAAUUCCCCGAUCUGAAGGCACUUACUCCGUCUGUGGCAUUUACCGGCACAUUGAUCGGUGCUACAUUCUACUCGAUAGGCUUGGGAGGAAUACCGUGGAUUAUAAUGUCGGAGAUAUUUCCUAUCAAUGCUAAAGCUCAAGCUGGAAGCCUGGUGACUCUAGUCAAUUGGUCCACUGCUUGGGUCAUUACUUACAGUUUCAAUUUUAUGAUGGAAUGGAGCGCAGCAGGAACAUUUUUCUUUUUCUUGGGAAUCUCAGGGUUAACUGUUGUAUUCGCGGCCGUGUUGGUCCCGGAGACAAAGGGGAGAACACUGGAGGAAAUACAAGCAUCUAUCGCUCAUUUUCUGUACAUUUAAGACAUAAGGAAUGGACAGGAAUGCACCAAUAUGUAUAAGCAAUACGCAUAUGGCUUACUUUCAUCCGUAUAUUUACAAGUGAUCAUUCCCAAGGAUGAACAAUGCUGGUGAACCCUUCUGCAUUUCCACAUAUCGGUCUUAAAAGACCCUGCAUAUUACAUCUGUAUACUGUAUACGUGCAAUGUACUGAUACAUUAAUACGUUUUAGUAGGAUGUAACAACCCAAAAACCUUGUAUUAUCAAAAUAGCGAAACAAAUAAGUCCCUGUACUGAUCAGUACUGCA